AUGACCCGUAAACUCCUCCUCUUCGAAAACCCCCCUCCUUCCUCUUCAAUCCCAGACCCCGAACCCGACCCCGACAAAACCUGCCCUAUCUGCCAAGAACUCAUCGGCACGCGCCACCCGGACGGCACUAUUGAGACCUGGGCCACCCUGCCCUGCGGCCACUUCUUCGGCGACCAUUGCAUCAAACGCUAUCUCUUCAUCGCCGCGCACGAUCAGCCAUCGUGUCCGAUCUGUCGGGACCCGGUACAUCACCGGUGUGGACAUCCCGUGCUUCCCAUUGUGUUGGGGGAUCGGGCGAAGGAACGGGCGUGGGGGAGGGGGGAGAAGAAUAGAAAAGGGGGGAGGUUUUUCCCCGAGGGGAUGCCCAGUGCCCCGGCGAUACUGUGUAAUUAUUGUAGAGAUCCCCAUGCUAGGCAGGGUGAGACGAUCGUCGCGGGGGGGCAGGUGAGGUCUCAACCUCCGGGCCCUCCCGGGAGCGAGGGACAUACUAUUAUUCAAAUUAUCCGCCCUGCUCAGACUCAUGAAAGUGGGAAGUGGUGGCGUACACCGCUGAGGUGGCUAAGUAAAUUGGUUCCUACGGGGAGGAUUACGAAGAGGAGAAGGACGUUUAGCGUUGCGAUGCCGGGGAGGAUGGGGUUGAGUACUAGUUCGAGUUCGUCGUCGACGAAUAGUGAGAUUGGUUGGGGGUUUAGGGGUGCGGCGGCAGGGCAGAGGAGGGUUGGGACGAAUGGGACGGAUAGAGGGGGUUGGCAGGGCCCGCGGAUAGAUCGUUGGCCGAGGGAGCGGGAUUUGGCGUGGGAGAAGUGGUAUUUGGAGCAGACGCCUAGGGGGGUUUAG
Messenger RNA from Thermochaetoides thermophila DSM 1495, 837 nucleotides. RefSeq lists its product as uncharacterized. The record is from RefSeq and is a predicted model, not a curated record. The transcript has a single exon. The coding region runs from base 1 to 837 and encodes 278 amino acids. Lineage: Eukaryota; Fungi; Ascomycota; Sordariomycetes; Sordariales; Chaetomiaceae.